AUGGUUCACUUCUUGCACCCGGGCCGCUCGCCCCGGAACAUCGUCCUUCCCGACGCCCAGAAGGAUGCCCUGGGCUGCAGCGUGGCGCAGGAGGAGGCGUCUCCCUACUCUUUGGUGACCAUCUGCCUGAAAUUCCUGAUUGCCAACUUGGAGAAGUUGUGUUCUGAAAGACCUGAUGGAACACUGUGCCUUCCGGAGCCUUGGAGUUUUCCUCAGGAAAUAGCUGAUCAGUUCCUUGGGUUGAUGACUUGGCAUGGCAAGCUGAAUGAUAGAACAGCAAGCAUUUUCCGAGGCAGCCAGAUGAAACUGAAGCUGGUCAAUAUCCAGAAAGCUAAAAUCUCUGCAGCUGCUUUCAUAAAAGCCUUCUGCCAUCAUAAGCUCACUGAACUGGAUGCUACUGAAGUAGAAUGUGCCCUCUCAAUCCCCGAUAUUUUAAGUGGACUUUGCAGCAAUAGCUGGAUCCAGCAAAACCUACAGAAUCUCUUCUUGGGCUCAGCAAGUAUCCCUCAAGAUUCAAGACUGUUCUUUGGUCAGCUCACUGGUCUUCGCAUUUUAAGUGUUGUCAGUGUUGAUCUUCAUAAUGAAGACCUGGCUAGUAUUUGUCAGUUACCGAAACUGGAAAGCUUGGAUAUCUCCAAUACUCUGGUCACUGACAUUUCUGCACUCCUUACCUGUAAGGAUCAUCUGAAAUUUCUCAGCAUGCAUUAUCUGAAAUGCCUGACCAUGACUGGACCACAAGUUAUUUCAGUCAUUAGUAAACUCAAUUGUCUGCUUCACCUCGAUAUUUCUGAUCAUAGACAACUCAAGUCUGAUUUAGCUUUUCAUUUGCUACAGCAGAACGAUAUCCUGCCUAAUGUUGUAUCCCUGGAUAUUUCUGGGGGCAGUCACAUCACUGAUGGAGCUGUAGAAUUGUUUGUACGGCAGCGGCCUGCAAUGUGUUUCUUGGGACUGUUGGCUACGGAUGCUGGUUAUUCUGACUUCUUUACCACAAAGCAAGGCUUGAGGGUUGCUGGAGGAGCCAAUAUGAAUCAGAUUUCCGAAGCACUGAACCACUACAGGAAUAGAUCAUGUUUUUUCAAAGAAGCUCUCUACAGGCUGUUCACAGAGACAUUUUCAACGCAGGUAAUCAUGCCUGCAGUUUUAAAGCUUGUGGCUUUAGGAAUGAGGACCCAUCCACUGGACUUGGCAGUGCAGUUCACUGCCAGUGCUUGUGCCCUCAACUUGACUCGCCAGGGCCUGGCCAAGGGGAUGCCUGUUCGCCUGCUGUCAGAGGUUACCAGUCUACUUCUCAAGGCUCUGAAAAAUUUUCCUCAAUACCCCCAGUUACAGAAGAAUUGUCUUCUCUGCUUAACCAAUUCCCGGAUUCUUGCGGAUGUUCCAUUUGACAGAUUUUAUGCUGCAAAGUUUGUUAUGGGAUGGCUCUGUAGGCAUGAAGACCCCAAGAUGCAAACAAUGGCAGUGAGCGUCAUCUCUAUUCUAGUCCUCCAGCUCUCACCUGAGAGAAUUUUACAGCUUAAAGAAGAGCUCUUCUCAGCAAUUAAGGAACUGCUAGAGAUAUUAAAACGAAAGACUACUGAGAAGUUACAUGAUAUCACCUUCUUGUUUACUUUGAAAGCACUUUGGAAUCUCACAGACGAGUGUCCAGCUGCAUGCAAGCACUUUGUUGAACAUCAAGGAUUGCCCAUCUUCAUUCAAGUCCUGGAGACUUUUCCGGAAUCAGCAAUACAAAGCAAAGUACUUGGUCUUUUGAACAACAUUGCCGAAGUCACAGAGCUCUCGUGCGCACUGAUGACCAGCGAGGUGAUGCAGCAUGUCAGCAGCUUACUCCACAGCAAGGAGAUAGAAGUCAGCUAUUUUGCUGCAGGUAUCGUAGCCCAUCUGACAUCUAACAAGCAGCUCUGGAAAUACCGUGGCCGUCAGAGGAAAAGUGUUCUCCGAGAUCUGCAUGCAGCCAUCCAGAAUUGGCCAAGUUCAAGUUGUAAGAUGUCAGCAUUAGUGACCUACAGAUCCUUCAAGCCUUUUUUCCCACUGCUUGGCAACUUCUGUCAACCAGAGGUUCAACUCUGGGCACUGUGGGCCCUGUGUCAUGUCUGUAGUAAAAACCCCAGCAAAUACUGCAAAAUGCUUGUGGAAGAAGAAGGAUUUCAGCUUUUGUGCAACAUCCGGGAUCACAAGAGGGCACAUCCCCAAGCACAGCAGCUCGCGGCCUCCAUUCUAGAUGACUUCCGAAUGCACUUCAUGAAUUACCAGAAGCCCUCUGUGUGCCAGGUGCCGGUUCUCACCUGAGUGCCUGCAGCUAUGCCCUCUACUGCAGCUUUCCAUGUUGAAUUCUGUGUUGAAGCCAGCUGUGCGAGUUUGUGGAGCAGCCAUCUUAUUACCUUUCUUUGUUGGUCUCUGUAAGUUUCAAAAGCUUGGGUUCAUUCUAUAGCAUCAUCUGGAUCAGGUUGGAAUUCGUCUGGGGACACCUUGUUUGUAGCAGUUUUGGAUAACUCGGACCAUGGAUGCUCUGGGAGGAGUCGGGGGCUUGU
Messenger RNA from Lepus europaeus (European hare), 2528 nucleotides. RefSeq names its product zyg-11 family member A, cell cycle regulator (gene ZYG11A). The transcript is spliced from 14 exons. The coding region runs from base 1 to 2286 and encodes 761 amino acids. The record is from RefSeq and is a predicted model, not a curated record. NCBI's taxonomy places the organism in Eukaryota, Metazoa, Chordata, Mammalia, Lagomorpha, Leporidae. Gene Ontology annotation, cellular component: Cul2-RING ubiquitin ligase complex.